This is a messenger RNA of Coccinella septempunctata (seven-spotted ladybird), 3235 nucleotides long. RefSeq lists its product as uncharacterized. The transcript has 5 exons. NCBI's taxonomy places the organism in Eukaryota, Metazoa, Arthropoda, Insecta, Coleoptera, Coccinellidae. The record is from RefSeq and is a predicted model, not a curated record. The coding region runs from base 252 to 2456 and encodes 734 amino acids.
GCAAUAAAACCAGUUGCGCUCAGUAGUUCGUGCGUGAAGUAAGCCAAUUUCGAUGCGCUAAGGCAGUUGGCGAGGUAAACAAAACAAACGCGAACCGUAUGAUGCUGCGGUAAGGCCCGCUUUGAUCCCAUUUCGAAACGUAAACCUAUCGACCCGAUUCGGACGUGUCCCGACAGGAAUUUCGAGCGACACAUUCAGGCGAAAAAAAAAGAGCAUGUUGGCGGGCGGAAAAGUAUGAGUGCACGUCGAAAAUGGAUCGACGUCGGGGCGCCUUUUCGUCUGUCGUGUUUUGGUGGCUGUUUUGCGUUGUGCUCAAUGCCAACAACGAUGUGGCUGACGGUCAGUCUGGAAUAUGUGACAUGAAAGGAUGCAAAUGUGUCGAGAGAUUCGGAGGCUGGAAGGUGGUCAACUGCUCUUUCACCAUGGACCAGGAUUUGAUAUUCGAGAGCGACAGCAUCCACAAAGAACUGUUGGAGAUUUUCAUCGUUGGCGGCAACUCUCUGGUCUUCCAGGAAAAAUCUUUCAACGCUCUACAGGGAUUGUCCAUCCUGUAUAUCGGAAGUGCCAACAAUAUCAUUGUCAAGACACACGCCUUCUUCAAUUCUAGCUCGGCCAGUCUAAGAUUCGAUGUUGAAAACUGUGAUAAACUCCUUGUCGGAUCAGAAGCAUUCAUAAAUUCCAAUAGCACCGUCAUAACUGACUUCAACAAGGUGGAAUACUGCAUGGUACAGUCAGCAGCGUUCAGCAAAUUAGUUAACGCAACGUUCCAAAAUAUAAGUAAACUAGAUUUAGUAGAAAGAUCAUUCGAAAUUACUAAGAAGGAUGGAAUUGUUCGUCAUGGUCCAGCGACAAAGUUUCAGAUCACUUUCAACAACGUACGUAUUUCCACAAUUCCAUCCAGAACGUUCUUCUCUCCAUUGGCCGAAAUCAGUAUCCUGAAUAGUGAAAUCAACGAAAUUCACUCGGACGCUUUCUCUGCCACCCAGAUAACCAUGAUUUACAUGCAGAAUUCAACGAUCAACACCAUAAAAUCAGAAGCUUGUCCCUCCAUCUCGCUCAUCGAAAAUUUCAAGAUCAGCAAGUGCAACAUUUCCCGUCUGGAAUCCAGAGCUGUUUUAUGUGCCAUCUCGAAACUUAGUAUAUUGAACUCAAGGAUACAGACGAUCGAAACUGGCGCGAUAAAUACCACUUCCGCCAUCAUUAAUCUAGUUGGCAACGAAAUCGUAGAAUUCAAAUCGUCCGCUCUAGGCUUCAACAGUUGGUGGAACAAGAUCCUCGUCGAGCAGAACAUGAUCAAGCACUUGGGUGCGGACUCCAUCUACAUUUACGGGGAAACGACUUCCCAAGAAAAUCCCCAGUUUUCCUUCAUCAAUAACGACAUUUUCAAUCUGGAUGUGAACUCCUUGAGUUUUGUGGCCAAUUUAGACGACAUCUCUGUGGUGUUUGAAGAGAACUAUUUCAACGUGAAAUGUAACUGUUUCUUGGAUACCUGGCUCAGCAAACUUUUAAAGACAAACAAGACCGUCGAUAACGUGAUGAAUUCCAGUUUUUGCACUGUUGACGACUUACUCGCUAGAUGUUACGAAUUGAAGACUGGUUUGAUAAAUAUGAUGAAUUUCACAGAACUGGUAUGUGCUCCGGGUAACACAAUUAAUUGCGAACCCUACAAAGGCGAGGAAAAAAUUGUAAAUAUCACAAAUCCAGUUUUUCUAGACGCCCCACAGGCAGAUCACAGUAGGCUAGUUCUAUUUCUGACAGUUGCAGGACUGGUCAUCAUAGCCAUCGUAGCAACCUUCAUAUUUUUAUUGAUUGUUGGCGGUCGUUGGGUGAAGAGAAAUUGGUAUCUGCGAAAUAUGCACUAUAGUCCCAACGAAACUAGCAACGAUGAAGAAAAUACUAUAGUAACUAUAGAUCAAGAAAGUGAAGAACCCAAAUUAGAACUCCCGGAGGAACUGACUCUGGAAUACCUGGAAUACCUCAAGAAGCGUUUAGACGAUCCCGAAACCCACCAAGAGACUACUGAAAUGAUCGAAAAACUUUACGAAAUGUUUGUGAUAGAAGAUAACUACGAAAACAAUAACAAACAGGAUGAAGAAGCGCAUUUGUACGAAGAACUAGCGAACAUGCAAGCACAACCAGCGGACCGUAAAAGUACCGACAAUAUCCAAAACGGUCCCUUAAGUAUUUUAAGAAUGAUGGAGGAACGAUUCAACCUUCAAUUCAUCGAUACCGAAGAAGACAGAUCGAAAUCCUCCCCUUUUUUGAACGACUAUUCCGAGCCAUCUGAUGCUGCAGUCCAUUUGUACUCAGAACUGAAGCAGAAUCAGAUGCAGAACGAGAAAAACGAGAAGAAAGACUCUUUAAAAUCUAGGGGCUCUGGUAGUAUGGCUGCCAGGCCUCUGCCAAAUAAGCCUGAUGACUUAUAUAACAGAGCCGGGCCUUCUUCAGUUGAUUGAUUGAUCUCACUAGAUACUCUUACCGGCAAAACCUGUGAAAUAUUGAUAUUUGUCAUUCGUGUCAGGGGUCUCUCGAAAUAACAAGAUAUAAUGGAAAAUAGCCAUCACAGUACUUCAUUUCCACGUUAUACUUAAAUGAAAGCAACUUAAGUAACGAAAAUUUCCAAGUACUCUUGAUAACAUUAUUGUAGCAAUUGCAAUUGGCAAAAAAAAGUUGCCACUUCUUUUCUGGUUUACGUCGGAUAUGUGGCUGCACGCUGAUGAUGAUACCAAUCAAUGGAUUUUGCUCACUCCAAAAUUAAGUCUUCUGUAGAUACAACUGAGCUAUACAUCGAUGUUAUGUGGAACAAACCGUUAUAAAAUCAUUUUAGAUAUUCAUACCUCUCACAAACUCUGUACAAACAUGAUAAUAAUUCAGCUUUAUUGAUGUUUUCCGAAAUCUUAAUUUUUUGUGUUGAUGCCACAUUCGUCAACAUUAAAAUUCUAGUCCUUCUUUGUAAGUUCGGCGAAUUUAUUGUCAGAUAACUUUGCAACUAAAACAUCUGAAAUAUUUCCAAUUUAUAGGAAUAAUAACGAUUAUCACAAUUAAGUCCAAGAAAGAGUUACCUCGAACAAAAACGAGAACACACACAUUUUUAUGUGACAUCUUGCCGUGCUGUGAUACUGUACAGAUAUAAUAGAAGACUAAUUAUCUUUUGUAAAAUUUAGAUCUAAGGACACUGUUGUUAUGAAUAUGUAUAUUUUGUAUUAUUAUAGUGUAAUUAUAAUUUCAAAUAUUA